Talaromyces proteolyticus is the source of this 4720-nucleotide messenger RNA. RefSeq names its product putative RNA binding effector protein Scp160. The transcript is spliced from 5 exons. Gene Ontology annotation, biological process: nuclear division. Gene Ontology annotation, cellular component: nucleus; cytoplasm. Lineage: Eukaryota; Fungi; Ascomycota; Eurotiomycetes; Eurotiales; Trichocomaceae. The coding region runs from base 409 to 4305 and encodes 1298 amino acids. The record is from RefSeq and is a predicted model, not a curated record. Gene Ontology annotation, molecular function: mRNA binding.
CAACGACAAGAGAGCCUCGACUCACCUCACUCUUCCACUCUCCCACUUUCACCCUCACCCUUACCCUCACCCCUAUCUCGCCUCUUCCUCCUUCUGUCACCCCUCCCCACGGGCUCCCCCCAAUUGCAAGCCCGUUCUCUUCUCAUUAGUUACCGCUGUGAUGCAUUAGUUUGCGUUUCUGCGCAGUAGACCUUCUAUCAUCAUUCUCUGCAGCCUGUCUUUUCUCUCCUUCGCCCUUCUUGGUUGCAGAUAUUUCGAGUAUUUUCAAUCCCCUAUUACGAGAAAUAUUCAAAUAGUUGCCUCUGCCGACUCAUCAAUUGCGCAAUCAGGGGAAAUCUGCAUAGCCCUGUGUCUUUAGUAUCAUCAUCAUAAUCAUCUUUAGCAGCGGUAUUAAUUGUUUCCGUCACAAUGGCUUCCGAAGGUCCUGGCCUGAUCGUAAAUGGCGGCCAGUCGUCAAAGUCCCCCGCCGCAUUACUCUCGGAGCAACACGAGAAACACAACGUCACUAUCGAGGACGUGGUCGAUGAAGAGGAUAUUAAGCAUCCUCCCCCAUCCCUUCCCGGCCAGCCAGUCAUCGCCGAAUCAUCCGAGACACCUGCUCCUGCGACACCCAAACCCAAGAAAGCUCCAGUGUUCGAUGUCCAAUCCGAAGAGCUGUUCCCGGCCUUGGGAAGCGGUCCUAAAUCUAAAGCUGCUGCAAACGUGCCUACGGCAUGGGGUGCCAAAAAGCCAGGCGUAGCUGCCACUCCUGCUAAUGGAACACCAGCUGCUCCUCAGCCAUCGGCUUCCUCGGAAUUUUCUGAUAUCCCAAAAAUCAUUUCCCUGCCUGGAAAGCAUGUGGAACAACUUCGGCUCGCCCCAUCGCAGAUGCUUCCUCGAGGCCAACUGAAGAAACCGGUCAGAGAUAUUUUGCGAGAUAUUACCAAGCGAUCCAAAGCCACUGUCGAUAUGCGAGGAGGCCCUAAUGGCUCCAUUAUUUUUGAAGGAAAAGGCUCAGCUGAUGCCGUUCGUCAAGCCCUCAAGGAGGUCGCUCAACAAGUUGGAUCGAAGCAAUCUGUUCGAGUGCCCAUCCCAGCUUCUGCAAGAGCCCAUAUUAUCGGCCGUGGAGGUGUCGUUGUACAAGACAUUCAACAGCGAACCGGUGCUAAAGUCCAGGUGCCCCGCGCCGAGGAAUCUGCUCCUGGUGACGAGGACGAUGACAGCGUCACCAUCGACGUUUUAAUAGAAGGUGAUGCUGUCGCCGCGGAAAUGGCCCGUCGCGAGAUUGAAUCCAUUGUAAAAGAGCGUGCUUCAAAUAUCAAUCUUCGACUGCGGUCGAUCCCACCCGAAUUUUUCCCUUUUAUUGCCGGCGCUCAUAAUACAAGUGUGAAUGACAUUGAAGAGCGCACUAAGGCACAAAUCCGAGUGCCUCGUUACGAUACAUGGCUGAAGCAGCCUCCCCCACAAGAAGCCAGACCCGGCCAGAUUCGCUUCGUUCCCGACCCAGACCGACACAUUCACAUCUCUGGUGAGCGAAAUGCUGCCCAAGAAGCUCGUGCUGAGAUCGAACGUCGCGCUGCUGAGCUUCAACGUCAGCUCACUUUGCGCCAGCUCGCUAUCAAUCGUGGCCAGCAUCAGUUUAUCCUUGGAGACAAUGCUACCGCUCUUCACGACUUCCUUGCAGAAACAGGCUGUGCUAUCAUUUUGCCUCCUGCUUCAGAAGACAGCGAAUUUUUGACUAUCACUGGUCCUCUAGAGAAAAUUGAGGUCGGUAUCAAUCGUGCAAUGGAGUUGGCAACGAGCAUGCAAAUGGCCAGCAUCGACUUUUCUAAACAAUUAUCGGCCGAGCAUGCCAGAGCUCUUACCUCGUAUCUUCAACAGCGCCAGGUUAUCCGCGAGCUGGAACGUGCAUAUGAUGCUCGCAUUGUACUUCCCCAAGCUAGCAACGGCCCGGUAACCUGGGAAGUAUAUUCACGUGAUGGGAAGAACACCAUUCGUGCUCGCUCCGAUAUAAUGAAUCUUAUCCAAGCUCAUCCACCAGCUAGGCUUCGUUCUGUUCCCGUGGAUCCAUACUUUCACUCCUUUCUGAGUUCAAGAAGUACACCCCAAUUAAGGGAGCAGUACGGAGUUCACCUUAUCGUGCCAGAUGAUCUUGACAGCUCUGAAGUUGUUUUGGUCUACGAGGGUCAGCAAGAAGAUGCUGACUUUCAAAUUCCGAGACAGAGACCAUCGAGUGAGGAGAUUGCGCAGUUCGAAAACGCUCUGAAAUCCGCUCAGGAAUUCCUUGUCAGCACCCUAGGUGACCAGACAAAUAUCGUCCAGAGUUCAGUGCCCAUUCCAGCCAAGUAUACUGACAAGACCCGCAAAUACAUUUCACGGGAACAACAGGCAGAUGUCGAUAGCAUCCCUGUGCGUGCCAUUUUCCCAGAUUCUGAUGUUCGCAAUGGCCAGAAGGCCAAUGCUGCCGCUCAGGAUGAAAUCGCGUUGCGGGGCCGUUCGGCUGAUGUUGACCAACUUACUGCUAAAAUUCUUGCAUUUAUUGAACAACAGCAAAAGGACGACCUGGAGCGGGACUAUACUAUUAGCUUUGAUUAUCCUCAAAAGUUUGCUAACUUCCUUAUUGGCAAACGUGGCGAGAAUAUCAACAAGCUAAGAGAGGAAUUCGACGUCGAUAUUAAGAUCGACAACGGAAAGGUUGAAGUCAAGGGCCCUAAGGCGAAGGCUGAUGCCGCCAAACAGAGGAUUGUUGCCUUGGGUAGGAAAUUGGAAGAUGAGACUACUCAUAUUUUGAAAAUUCCUGCCAAAUAUCAUCGCGAUCUGAUCGGCCAGAAGGGUAGCCAGGUCAACCGACUUCAAGAUCGCUAUAAUGUCCGCGUCCAAUUUCCUCGCGCUGCGGCUUCUCCCGUAAACGACGACCAAUCCGUCGCAGACACCGCAAGCGAAGUUGGCGGUGGGCGAUUUGGUCGUAACAAUCAAGCCCCUGAUGAGGUACAUAUCAAAGGUCCAAGUAAGGGAGCCGAUGCUGCUAGAGAUGAAAUCCUCAGCUUGCUUCAAUGGGUUGUGGAUCAUUCUAAUUCGGCAACUGUCUCUGUAGCCCAGAGUCAGAUUCCGUCUUUGAUCGGCCAGCGUGGUCGUGAAAUGGACAAACUUCGUGCUGAAACUGGUGCUCAAAUUGACGUUCCUAGUGCUCAAGAUACCCCUGAUGAUUCGGGGCGUGUGGAAAUCAAGAUCAAAGGCACAAAGAAGCAGGUUGAAGAGGCAAAGAACAUACUCCAAAAGCGAGCCAAGGAAUUCGAUUCCAUCGUUACCAAGACCAUCGACGUUGAUAAGAAGUAUCACAAGGCCUUGAUCGGUGGUGGAGGUGCGAAUAUUCGCAAGAUCAUUGUUGAAGCUGGCGGUCCAGACGACAGCACGGCAGCUCGGGUGGUCAAAUUCCCUCGCCCUGAGAGUGAUGAGAGGACCAUCAAGCUUGAAGGCAAUGGUGCCGUCGUCGAAAAGAUCGCUGCUGCGAUUGACGAGUUUGUUAAGGAACGAGAGGACCAAGUUACAUCAACACUGGACGUUCCUCAGACUCAGCAUAGGCUACUUAUCGGACGAGGUGGUGAUACGAAACGCGGUUUCGAAAGCCAAUUCAAUGUCUCGAUCGACAUACCUAAGCAAGGAUCCGGGCGUACCGAUGUCAAGAUCAAGGGGCCAAGCAAUGCAGUUGAGGAAGCUAGGGCUCAUAUUGAGUCCCUUCUGAAAGAACAGCAAGGUGAAACCGUCCAGGUGCCAAGAUAUUUGCACCAUGUUGUUUCCGACAACGGAUCCUUCUUCAGACGUCUGCGCAACGACUACCAGGUGACAGUUGACCAUUCUGGUCAACAACCACCGGCUAAGCCCAGCCCAGUCGACUCACGCGAGGCUAACGGGGCAUCGCUCCCAUUAAUCACAGAUGAACCCGAUGCAGCUAGUGAUGCUCACUCUUGGAAAGUGGUUGAGAAUGCACCAGCCGGUGAUACAUCUGUCACCAUUCCGUGGGUCCUUUCUGGCUCGACAGAAAAUGUCAUCAGGGCCAAGACUGCUUUAGAAAAGGCACUCUCUUCGGCAUCUCAGCAAGACGCAACUGGGUAUCUGAUCCUUCCAGACCCAAAGACUUAUCGAUUCGUUGUCGGACAAGGCGGUAGCCAAAUCAACGCUAUUCGAAAGAAGACUGGCUGCCGAAUCCAAGUGCCCAAGGGUCAAGCCAAGGGCGAAGCCAUUGAAAUCAAGGGCUCCAAGGAUGGCCUAGAAGAGGCCCGAGACAUGAUAUUGGAAGCCGUGCGUGUAGGAUCUUCGUCACGUUGAUUUUUUUCACCAGAGCAAAUAUUUUGCUUUUGUUUGGAUUGAUUAAAAAAAUAUUUUUCUAUAUUAUUUUGCGGGGAUGAUAUCUACAUAUUUCUUUGUACACUUCUUUUAUCAAAAAUUUUCCUGAACAGUUAUAUAACUUGUUCCAUACUAGUUAUUUUUGUGGACUGGUUUUUCGACGGAUUCUGAUGAUUCACUCAUUGGACGUCACAAAACGGAUCAUGCAGCAUAGUGCAAAAAAAGACAGAUAACAGACAGAAAUGAAGAAUGAAUAAGAUCCUCUACUCCCUUAAAUGAUAUUAGACAAUCACACCAUCAUUGAUGUUAUGUUUGCUAUUAUUGAUUAAAGGUUUUCAUAUGUAUUUGAGAUAUGUCACGAUCCUCCUGAUGUACAGUGUACAUCUACCAGAGCAAC